This is a messenger RNA of Pseudoliparis swirei, 2464 nucleotides long. RefSeq names its product cytochrome b5 reductase 4. The transcript has 15 exons. Gene Ontology annotation, molecular function: heme binding; oxidoreductase activity. The record is from RefSeq and is a predicted model, not a curated record. Bases 403 to 1950 code for a protein of 515 amino acids. Gene Ontology annotation, cellular component: endoplasmic reticulum. Gene Ontology annotation, biological process: superoxide metabolic process; generation of precursor metabolites and energy. Lineage: Eukaryota; Metazoa; Chordata; Actinopteri; Perciformes; Liparidae.
CAAAUAGUGUAGUCUCUACAUGAUGGAAGGGAUUAAUCAAUAUAGCUUUUAACUUAUGAAUUUGCUUUAUACAUAUUUUGGUAACAGCGCACGUAUUUACUUAAUUUAAAUGUAACGAUGUAUAGUUAGCUGUAUUUAGCUCGUGGAGCACUCACGCGCGUAAUGUCUUCUUAGCCUAGCUCGGCUCAGCUCAGCCUUUUAACGAUAGCUAAGCUGCAUUGCUCAACACAGUUUCAACCGAGAUGUGUGACAACAGGAGGGGGACUUGUACUUGUGGCGUUGACGUCUAGUCGCCAGUGUGACUACGUUACACACCCGCCCGUGCAUGUGCCAUUGUGCUAAACUGCCGUCGGUCGAAUAGGUUUUCUUCGAAACUGGAGCUGCCUCCGGAGCGUCGCCAACAUGUUGAACAUCCCGACCCAGUCGUUCCCUGCGCCGCGCUCCCAGCAGCGGGUCGGUUCGUCCGGCCAGUCCGGGAGGAACAAGGUGGCCUUGAAGCCGGGCCACAGUCUGAUGGACUGGAUUCGGUUUUCCAAGAGUGGGAAAGACCUGACGGGGCUCAGGGGGCGACUGAUCGAAGUCACCCAGGAAGAGCUGCAGAAACACAACACAAGAGAGGACUGCUGGACCUGCAUACGAGGUAUGGUUUACAAUGUGACCCCCUACAUGGACUACCACCCUGGUGGGGAAGAGGAGUUGAUGAAGGCAGCUGGGAUAGAUGGCACCGACAUGUUUGACCAGGUCCAUCGCUGGGUGAACUACGAGUCCAUGUUGAAAGAGUGCCUGGUGGGUAGGAUGGCCACGACAGUCAUUAAAGCUAAGAUCCCGUCUUCCCCACAGACCAGCCUCACCCCCCCUACGUCCAUGGCUGCUCCCACAGAAAAAGACUCCCGGCCGCGGUACGACUGGUUCCAAACGGAUGCAACUGUUCAUCUGGUUGUUUAUGCUAAAAGAAAGAUCCCCAGCUCCGGCUGCACCAUUGUUGACCUGGAGGCGGGGGUUCUCCGACUGGAGGUGCUGCUGGGGAAGAUGUCCUACAUGAUACAUUUACGUCUGGCUGAUGACGUUGAGGGAAAUGUUAAUGUCCACCCCGCCUUCCUCGUGGGGAAGAUCCAGGUCACCAUGCGCAAACAGGCGAAAGGAAAAUGGAGCCGCCUCGGUCAGCCUCUGGCAUUUCACAAUACAUUUCUACGCAAAAACGACAGAGCUCUCCACUAUCGGGACUGCGUGUUGGUGUCCAAGACCGAGGUGAACCACGACACCCACGUGUUCCGAUUGCAACUGCCUCGUGGGACGGUCAUGCACGUGCCCGUCGGAAAACACGUCUACCUCAAAGCCCUCAUUCAAGACACGGAGGUGGUGAGGCCGUACACUCCAGUAGACCAGGACCUGGCGGCCGCCUCCCACCACGUCUCCCAGGAGUCUGACCUCUACCUCAUGAUCAAGGUCUACCCCGACGGAGUGCUCACCCCUCAUCUCAACGGCCUGCCCGUCGGGGGCUGUGUAUCGGUCAGUGGUCCAGAGGGUCCCUUCAGUCUCCGCCCCCUUCGUGAUGUCACACACCUCUACCUAUUGGCAGCGGGCACAGGGUUCACGCCCAUGGCUCGCCUCAUCCAGCUGGCCCUACAGGACGGGGACACCAUCAAGAACACCAAGCUGCUCUUUCUGAACCGACGGGAGGAGGACAUCCUGUGGCGCCGCGAACUGGAUGAACUGGCUGCUGGGAGUGAGAGGUUUCAGGUGGAGUACGUGCUGUCCGAUCCCUGUGAAAGCUGGACCGGCGGGAAGGGAAGGGUGGACGAGCCCAUGCUCCAGAAUUUCCUCAGCAGGCCGGACGGCUCCACGUGUUACGUGUGUGUGUGCGGCCCCACUGCCUUCACAGAGCUCACACUCGGGUUGCUGAAGCAGCAGGGCUUCAGUGAAGAGGAGCUGCACGCCUUCCAGGGCUGAACACAACGCCACCCUGAGAGAGAGAGUGCCUGAGAGAGAGAGAGAGUGCCUGAGAGAGAGAGAGUGCCUGAGAGAGAGAGUGCCUGAGAGAGAGUGUGCCUCUGAGAGAGAGAGAGAGAGAGUGUGAGAGUGUGAGAGUGAGUGAGUGAGAGAUUAAUUUAUAAACCUUUGUUUGUGAACAUUGUAUUUCUAUGCAGCCUCCUCCCCCCCCCCCCCCCCCAGUUACAAAAUCUCAGUGCAGUACAGUUCUUAUGAUUGUGGCCAGUGUGUCUGAAAUAUAAAUUCACGAUAAAAACCAGAAGUGAAAACAUUGUAAAGGUCCGUACGAUCAGUCAAAUAAUACUUAGCCUCAGAGUCUCAUGAAUAAGAUUAUGUAAACCGGUGUAUAUGCAAUAUAUAAAUACAGAAUUGCUUUGAGAGGAUUUUUGAGAGGAUAUUUAUGGAGCCUAUUGUCCCAGGUACAUGGAUGCAGUUGCAGAAGACUUCUUAAUAAAAAAGAAUUCUGGAAAACAUU